AUAAUUCCAAGACUAGUUUAUGAAAAUGUAUACAGAUGAGCCAUAUUUACAAGUGAAUACAGUGAGACCUGUCAUUAAAUAAAAAGAGUGUGUGUCUUAACAUAAGUACAAGACUAAAAAGGGCAGCCCGGUGCACCAAGGCAUCCUCACAAGGCAAGGGUCCGGGUAAGGGUCCCACCACAAGGGUGUAUAAGGGACAAACCUUCCCCUGUGAGUUUUUUUACAAGAGGUCGCUCCAAGACUUGAACCCGUGACCUCUCUGUCACACAUCAACACCUUAACCCAGUGCGCAUAGGCUCCCCCUCACUAUAAUUACAAGACUAGUUAAGUUUUUUUUUUUACAAGACUAGUUAAGUAAAAUAAGAUAUAAUUAAUUACAACUGGACUCUUCUUCACUGGCCAAUAUAAAGUGUAUACACGUUCUUCGUCUCUAUAUAGUCUUCGUUGGUAUGUGUGGAGCCAUGGAUGCGAUUUCAAUGGCUGUCUCUUUGAAGCAAUUCUGUAGUUUGUUUGAAUUGCGUACAAUCUUGUGGGCUUUUUCUGGGGAAAGGGAAAAAAUCCUUCUGGUGAAAAUUAAAUAUGCAAACAUCAAAAGCAAGAACUACUGUGGAUGUGCCACAAAGGUCAUCUCCUACUACACCAAAGACGAGUCGGAAGGUGAGAACCAUCAAUGCAGAUUCUGAAUCUGUUUCAUCGCCUAAUCAAUCAAGCCGGACACCAAAGGAAAGAAGCCCAAGAGUCGUUGAUCGGCGGUCCCCACGAAGUCCCGCUAUUGAGAAGAAAAUCUGUUUGCGAUGAAGAACAAAGAUUGACACAUGUAAUACUAUCGUAUACAAGAUGAAACUUAUGAGUUCAGCGAGAGGAGCCAAUGAAGAUAAGGUGUCUAAUGAGUUUUUUUAAUACGACUCUAUUGAAACAUAUGGAAUUCGUGAGCGUUUGUGAUUCUUGAAGGGAAACGGUGGAUGAUUCCUGAAUUCCCUUUUAGUUCUUAGAAUUACUGUUCAACUUAUCUAGAUUCGGUCAUGGAACGAUUGAGUAUUUGAAUUCAACUGGCCAAAUAGCUUGACGAUCGUCUCUUGCUUCUCUCUAGGGCUUCGGCCGCUUGGAGUUUUUUUCCGUCUUCGAUUUUAAUCGAAGGACGGCCGCUUUUUCCGUCUUCGAUUUUAAUCGAAGGACGACCGCUAUUUCCGUCUUCGAUUUUAAUCGAAGGACGGCUGCUGUUGUUUGUGCUUCAUACUCGAAGGGCGGAUUUGCUGCUAUGGCUCGAGGAGAUCGGCGUUGUGGUCAAGGUUCGAGGAUGAUGUAUUGCUGUCGUCGUUGGAGAAGAUCGGCGCUGCCUAUCCGUUUACUCUGGUUGCAUGAAGCAGGGAUGAGUUUGGUUAUGCAGGGACGGAGGAUUAAUGCAUGGCCUUUGUCAGACAAAGGUCACAGAGUAUCAAUUAGCAUGGUACCGGUGGUAAGACCUCCUCCUGAACCACCACCAUGGGAUGUACGAGGUGCUAGAGUUCGUGAACGCUUUUCUUGUAGUUUUUAUCUGUUUGUUAUUUGUUUUCUUGUGUCCACUUUUGUUGUUGGUUUUGACAGUUUGUUUGAGUUUUUUGCCUCUCUUUAUUUCAUUGGGUAUGGUUGGAUCUAUGGAAAUAGGUUUGGCUGUGUCAAGCCCACUACAUGGUUAGCGAUUCGUGUUGCUCUCUCAGGGGUGACCGUGUCAAAGUCUCAACAUAGGGUUACAGUCGUAGUUGUUGAAGUUUCAGUUGGUGUCAGUUUUAUUUUCCUUUUGCUUGAUGUAAUGAUCCUGAAUCUUUUGAUAUGAAUAGAUGCCCGUUUAAUGAUAAAAAAAAAUACGACUCUAUUGGUGUCUGGCAUCCAGUCUAAUUAGAGAGGAUAACCUCU
Cuscuta epithymum is the source of this 1893-nucleotide messenger RNA. NCBI's taxonomy places the organism in Eukaryota, Viridiplantae, Streptophyta, Magnoliopsida, Solanales, Convolvulaceae. The record is from the annotation of a GenBank genome assembly.